Messenger RNA from Mangifera indica (mango), 1311 nucleotides. RefSeq lists its product as uncharacterized. The record is from RefSeq and is a predicted model, not a curated record. Lineage: Eukaryota; Viridiplantae; Streptophyta; Magnoliopsida; Sapindales; Anacardiaceae. The coding region runs from base 357 to 1097 and encodes 246 amino acids. The transcript is spliced from 7 exons.
AAAAAAACAAGACAAGAGUGGUGAGUCCAUUAUGGUGAGCACAAGUUCCCUACCAAUGGCGAAUUUUGAUUUGAUUAAAAGAAUAUGCGGCAAGUGAAUGCAGAAGAUUCGUAGCACAUGCGCAUCUUUCUCCUCUUAUUCUGUGUCUUUUGCUCUUAAAUUCCAACAAAAGCUCUCAUAACUGAAACUCAACCACCUUUCUUCUGCUCUCUCAUAUUCUUUUUUCUUAAUUAACUUCCAUUUCAGCUCAACCAGUAGAUUGAGCAGAACACUACUUGCUUCUGUCAGACUGCUUUCGACCGACGCCAGCAAGGUGUUGCUGGCAGUCAAAAGUAUUAGAUUUGUAGCUGGGGCUAAUGAAUCCGCAGAGCACAUCCCAGAAUAGUAGAGCCCUAGAUGGUCUGCAUGGAGUGCAUGUGGUACCUCAUUCACCUUUUUCCCAUCAAGAGAUGAAUCAAAAUGGAGAGUUCGACUCUAAAAGUUCUGCUCUAGGAGCGAGUCAAUUUCUGUUGAUGCAACGGGUGUGGCAGCAAAGACCAGCAUGCUUGAGGCCUGUUCACUGUUGUAUUCAAGGUGAUCAGAAUCUAUUGGAAAGAUUCGCCAAUGUGAUAACAUCACUUCCAUUUAUUGCUCUUGGAAUUUACGCCCCAAGGAAGAAUCUGAAUACUAGACUGUAUGCUAAUUCAUUAAUUGGAGUUGGGGUAGCUUCAAGUGUGUAUCACUCUUCAAAGGGAAGACUGAGGAAGUAUUUCAGAUGGGCUGACUAUACAAUGAUUGCCACAGCAACAGUGUGUCUCUCAAGGGCCCUCAGAGAUGAAAACCCAAAGAUGCUCAUGGCAGCAUCUGCAGUGUUGCUACCUAUCCAACCACUGAUGGUUUCAGCUGUCCACACUGGAAUGAUGGAGGUAGCAUUUGCAAAAAGAGCACUGAAAGAUCCAAACCUGAGGAUGGCACACACCGUGCAUAAGCUAUCGUCACUAUUGGGAGGUGCUUUUUUCAUUGCAGAAGAUGUCUUUCCCAAGACUCCCUUCCUUCAUGCUGCCUGGCAUCUGGCUGCAGCUGUUGGAGUAGGAACUUGUAACAAGCUUCUGGAGUAAUGUAUAUAUCUUGCAUCAAUCCCGUAUUAUUCAUUUAUUCGCGGAGAAAUUAGAGCUGCAGCUUAUGUGUAAAGACCUACAUGGCUUUGAUUUCCUCGCACAAUACCAUUGUUGAGUCUCAAUAUAAUGUAGAACUCAUGUACAGUUCAAUGAUUCAACCAUUGUUCUCCAUAUAAUGGAUCAGCACUCAAUGUACAGUACAAUGAUUCAACCA